Messenger RNA from Eufriesea mexicana, 633 nucleotides. Its product is annotated as protein FAM136A. The record is from RefSeq and is a predicted model, not a curated record. Gene Ontology annotation, cellular component: cytoplasm. Bases 208 to 633 code for a protein of 141 amino acids. NCBI's taxonomy places the organism in Eukaryota, Metazoa, Arthropoda, Insecta, Hymenoptera, Apidae. The transcript is spliced from 3 exons.
AAAAAUUACUUUUAUCUGUUCGUUUAGAGAACAGUAUGAUUGGAGAAAAGUGGUCGUCUAAUGAACACUUGGUUUGUUAUUAUAUAAUUGUUGUGACUUAGUUCUCAAUGUUUUAGAUCGUAUAGCGUGAAUUUUGUAGUCUCGCAAGGAGCCGGUUAUUUUAUCUUUAAUUUAAUGUUGAUAAGUGUUUAGAAAAAUAAGUUCAAAAUGGUCGAAGAACAUCAAAGACGAGUCACUGAACAUACUAAUAAAAUAGUAGAGGAAAUAGAUAAAUCAACAAGAAAAAUGAGGGGUGAUGCAUAUAGAUGUGCUGCAAGUUGUUGUGACGACAAUACAUAUAGUAUGAAAAAAGUAGAAAACUGUUUAAAAAAUUGUAAUAAUUCCUGGGAUAAAACCCAGGAAUACAUUAGAGAAGAAAUGGAAAGAGUUCAAAAUCGAUUACAAAGAUGUAUUAAGGAUUGCGAAGAUGAAAUAAGAGAUACAGCACAACCAAAUCUAUCACGGCACGAUAUGGAAGAAUAUAAUGAACAACUUGAAACAACAAUGAAUAAAUGUGUAACAAAGUGUGUAGAUAAUUAUUGUAAAAUAUUGCCUACCUUAGAAAAAAAAAUAAAAAUAUUUUUGUCUGAGUAA